CAGGCUGACGAGGCCGUCCAGCCAUGUUGAGAAGUCUGUCAAGCAAAGUGCAGCCCGCCAUUGUGUAGACACCAAGCAGGCUGUGUAGGGAGAUAGGGGCGCUCGGCUCAACACUUCAUCCGUCGCGACGCGAAAUUCUCCAGCCUGCCGCUCGUAAUAUAUUUAGGCACUCAGCCGGGGGGAAUAAAACAAAGACAUGUCAGCUAGCAGCCUCCUCGAACAGAGACCGAAAGGCCAAGCAAAUAAAGUACAAAACGGAGCUGUGACCCAAAAGGAUUCCUUGAAUGAUGAUGAGUUUGAGCCUUACCUGAACACUCAGGCCAGACAGAGCAAUGCCUAUACGGCCAUGUCGGACUCCUACAUGCCCAGCUAUUACAGCCCCUCCAUAGGAUUUUCCUACUCCCUAAAUGAGGCAGCGUGGUCUACCGGCGGGGACCCUCCUAUGCCUUACCUGGCCUCCUAUGGACAGCUAAGCAACGGGGAGCCCCACUACCUCCCAGAUGCCAUGUUCGGGCAGCCGGGCCCCUUGGGAAGCAACCCUUUCUUGGGCCAGCACGGUUUCAACUUCUUCCCCAGCGGCAUCGACUUCUCGGCAUGGGGGAACAGCAGCUCUCAGGGACAGUCGGGUACGCCGCAGAGCUCCGGCUACAGCAGCAGCUAUGCGUAUGCUCCCAGUUCCCUGGGAGGGGCCAUGAUUGACGGACAGUCCCCUUUUGCAUCCGCUGCCAACGAACCCCUAAACAAGGCGCCCGGUAUGAACAGCCUGGACCAGGGCAUGGCCGGCUUAAAGAUCGGGGCAGUGUCUCCCGGGGGCAACGGGGACAUGGCUCCGAAGGUGGUGGGCUCUGGCUUACCGGGAGGGGGUCCUCUGGGACCCGUGUCUUCUGUAGGACCCCCCAGCAUGCCGCCCGUCUCGAUCACCCCCGCCAAGCCUGCCUCCUGGGCGGACAUCGCCAGCAAGCCAGCCAAGCCUCAGCCCAAGCUGAAAACCAAGGGUGGCAUGGCUGGGGCGUUUUUGCCGCCUCCGCCCAUUAAACACAACAUGGACAUCGGCACGUGGGACAACAAAGGCACCGUGCCAAAAGCGGUCACGCCUCAGCAGGUGCUCCCAAUUCCGAGCAAUGGGCAGCAACCCAAUCAGGCGUCCCCCCAGCCUGGAAGUACGGCGGCAGGGAACCCACAGAUGCCCCUGAGCAAUGGACAGCUGGUACCCCCGGUUUCCCAGAUGGGGCACCAUCAGCUCCCACCCAGCGGGCAGCCCGGCAUCGCUCAAAUGCCCCAGCCGCCGCUCUCCCAGGGCCCCCCGCCGCCGAGUCAACAGCAGCAGGCCGCCCAGUCCACCCGCUGGGUGCCCCCGCGGAACCGGGCCAACGGAUUCGCGGACAGCGGCGGGACCGGAGUGGGCCAGUCGCCUCCCGCCUCCUCCGGGGUGGGUAUGGUUGCCGGGGUGUCCUCUGAGCCUCACCCAGUCUUAGAGAAGUUGCGUAUGGUCAACAACUACAACCCCAAGGACUUUGACUGGAACCCCAAGCAGGGUCGCGUGUUCAUCAUCAAGAGCUACUCGGAGGACGACAUCCACCGCUCCAUUAAGUACAACAUCUGGUGCAGUACGGAGCACGGCAACAAGAGGCUGGACGCCGCCUACCGCUCACUGGGCGCCAAGGGGCCGCUCUACCUGCUGUUCAGCGUCAACGGCAGCGGGCACUUCUGCGGCGUGGCCGAGAUGCGCUCGGCCGUGGACUACAACACGUCCGCCGGCGUGUGGUCGCAGGACAAGUGGAAGGGGCGCUUUGACGUGCGCUGGAUUUUUGUCAAAGACGUUCCCAACAGUCAGCUGAGACACAUCCGGCUAGAGAACAACGAGAACAAGCCGGUGACCAACUCUCGGGACACGCAGGAGGUGCCGCUUGACAAGGCCUGGCUGGUGCUCAAGAUCAUCGCCGGCUACAAACACACCACCUCCAUCUUUGAUGACUUUUCACACUACGAGAAGCGUCAGGAGGAGGAGGAGUGUGUGAAAAAGGUGGAGGUCCAAGGCAGCGAGCCAUAUCCCAGCAACCCAAACAGGAGUCAUUACAGGCUGCAGGUAAAGUCAUAGACUGAUGUUACACUUGUCACGGAAGAACUGUUGAAACGAUACGUUCCGAGAGGCUGCUCAACCUCAACUUUUUGUCCUCUGUGGAAAUAAAAGCAAGCAUUCAAACUGUAGCCAUCAUAAAUCUGUCAUUUCUG
Hippocampus comes (tiger tail seahorse) is the source of this 2232-nucleotide messenger RNA. It is a transcript of the gene ythdf2, whose product is annotated as YTH N6-methyladenosine RNA binding protein F2. Bases 197 to 2098 code for a protein of 633 amino acids. Gene Ontology annotation, biological process: mRNA destabilization. The transcript is spliced from 5 exons. NCBI's taxonomy places the organism in Eukaryota, Metazoa, Chordata, Actinopteri, Syngnathiformes, Syngnathidae. Gene Ontology annotation, molecular function: mRNA binding; N6-methyladenosine-containing RNA reader activity. Gene Ontology annotation, cellular component: cytoplasm. The record is from RefSeq and is a predicted model, not a curated record.